CGUAAAGCGGCUUGCCGAAAGACGAUCAGUGUUGUUGUCAAAGGAGCACUGCUAUCUGCGAGAUGUCCCUGUCACAUAGGACUGUUUUUGUUAUUUUUUUCCAAUUUAUCGCCAACCAUCACACGCAUGCCCUCCAGAAUGUCACGACGGACCUGUUUGGUACCGAAAACAACGGCACGAUUGCGGCGUUUGGCGACUUUAACGCCGACAAGCAGACAGACAUCUUCAUCAUCAGGGAACAGUCCGAGCUGGUCAUCUUCUUAGCUGACUCCAAAGCACCUUACUUCAAGCCCAAGGUGUACAUCUCAAAAGGGAUCUUGCCAAGUGACACGGUCCUCACCAGUGUAGUGCCCGGCGACUAUGAUGGAGAUUCCCAGAUGGACGUUCUCCUCACGGCUCAGAUUAACACAAUGGCAUCCUCGGUUUUUAUCUUUUGGGGAGACAACGAGACAUUAGAUAUGACUGCUUGGCUCAGGUUGAAUAAAACCUUCAGGGAUCAACCUCUGGUGAUGGAUUUCAACGGUGACAUGAUCCCGGAUAUAUUUGGAGUCACGGAUUCGACGACCACGGAAUUUUGCUCUCUAACCAACAGGGACCCAGUGUGUCAAAACGCUCUGAGUUCACCCGUCGACAUGCGUAUCCCUCACGCUAACGCCUUCAUCGACCUCAACAAGGACUUAACCGCCGAUUUGUUCCUGACAACAGAAGGGCCCAAGUUUGAGACCUGGAUCAGCAAGGAUGGCAACUUCAGCCGGGCAAGUGUUCUACCCGAAACUCCACCCUUCCCCACCGUGGGACAGUCAUCCUUUGCUGAUUUCGAUGGUGACGGCUACCAGGAUCACCUCCUGCCCGUGUGCUUGGAUGGAGCCUGCCAAAGCAGCGGCAUCUACCUGGCAAAGUCCGGCUCCAAAGAGUGGGUCCCCAUCCUAUCCGAUUUCCAACAGAGGGGGACGGUAUGGAGUUUUGUGCCAGGAAAGCCCAACCAGCCUAUGUCCUUGCACCUAGGGGACUACAACUUGGACGGCUUCCCUGACGCCCUGGUGGUCCUCCGCAACACCAGCGGCAGUGCUCAGCAGGCUUUCCUUUUGGAGAACGUCCCAUGCACCAGCUCCUCUCUGCCCUGCCAGAGCGUUGGCCGGAUGUUCCGCAUCCACUGGGACCAAUCCGACCUGGGCGCCAUCCCCAACGCCGUCAUGGCCACCUUCUUUGACAUCUACGAGGACGGCAUAUUGGACAUGCUGGUGGUGAAUCAGGUGGAGGGCAAGCGAGAGCUGGUCAUCCACGCCUUGAAGAACAACUUUGAAGCCGAUGCCUAUUUUGUGAAAGUCAUGGUGCUCAGCGGCCUCUGCUCCAACGCCUGUCCUGGAAACGUUAAGCCGUUCGGCGUCAACCAGCCGGGCCCGUACGUCAUGUACACCACGGUGGACUCCAACGGUUACCUGAAGAACGCCUCAGCGGGUCAGUUGAGCCAGUCAGCGCAUUUCUCCUUGCAGCUACCUUACACUGUGCUGGGCCUUGGACGCAGCGCCAACUUCCUGGACCACUUAGUAGUCGGCAUCCCGCGCCGGUCUGGAGAAGUGGAGUUCAGGAAGCAGGAGUGGACUGCUAUCAUCCCCAACUCGCAGCUCAUUGUCAUCCCCUACCCCCACAAUCAACCCAGCAGCUGGAGCGCCAAACUGUACCUGACACCCAGUAACAGCGUGCUACUGACCGCCAUUGCCCUCAUCGGCGUCUGCGUCUUCAUCCUCGUCAUUAUCGGCAUCCUCCACUGGCAGGAGAAGAAAGCAGACGACCGGGAGAAGAGGCAGGAAGCCCACCGCUUCCAUUUUGAUGCCAUGUGAACGGCCAUCAUCUUUUACCUGCUGUCACUUGCACCAUUUCACAUGCACGUUACCUACUAUGCCGCUAACUUGAUAGCUGUCCCCCCCUUCACCUGUUUCUGCCCCACCUGGCUUUACCUGUCCACCUUUAUCUUCCGCAUUCACUCCGAAAAGGCCAAAAAAAGCGAGUCAUUUUUCCUUUAAAAAAAAUUGAGGCUAAUUUUAUUAUCCGGAAAAUGUCCGUGUUCCGAAAUAGCUCAUGUUGGACUUUGCCACGUCGUUGGCCAGUCUAACAAAAUGGCUGCUGUCGGAGCAUUCACAGUGUUACUGUCCAAUUUCAUUCCGUUUUUUGCUCGAAUGUCAAAUUUUAUUUGAAACUGUUUUGCCAAGUCUUUAAAUCAUUUGAAUCUAAUCUGUCUGCAAGCUCUUUUCUAUUUGAAGCUACUGUGUUUUUGUUUUUAUGUGGUUUGGGAUUUGCACUUUCUUUUUUAAUUAUACGUGUAAUUUAUUUGGUUUUGCGAACGCCGCAGCUACUCGAUGUGAAUAAUAAAAGGUAUUGACUGUGA
Molecule: messenger RNA, 2386 nt
Organism: Syngnathus typhle (broad-nosed pipefish)
Lineage: Eukaryota; Metazoa; Chordata; Actinopteri; Syngnathiformes; Syngnathidae
Gene: itfg1
Product: integrin alpha FG-GAP repeat containing 1
Exons: 18
Coding region: 63-1841 (592 amino acids)
Cellular component (GO): plasma membrane
Source: RefSeq, a predicted model, not a curated record